AUGCCCAUUCCUCUGAUUGCGCAGGCCGUCUCCGAGGGCCUCUCGUCCAUCCCCUAUGCGUACCCGUUCCUCAAGACGGUCGCAUGUCUGGCCGUCGUGGGCUUGCUGAAGUUCUACUUCGGCGGUGCCCGCAACCGGUCGGAACGACUGAUGCGCUCCAAAGUGGUCAUGGUUACGGGCGGAACAUCAGGCGUCGGUGCUGCGCUCGUAUAUGAACUGGCCUUACGCGGCGCCCAGAUCAUUCUCCUCACACAGCACGCUCCCUCCGACCCCUUUCUCGUCGACUACAUCCAGGACCUGCGAAAAGCGACAAAAAACCAGCUUAUAUAUGCGGAACAGGUCGAUCUGACCUCGCUCCACUCGGUGCGGAAGUUUGCGACCAAAUGGGUCGAUAAUUCGAUGCCCCGGCGGCUGGACAUGGUCAUUCUGUGCGCCAACACGCUGACGCCGGCGUGGAGCCCGAGACGGAAGACAGAGGACGGCCUGGAUGAGGAAUGGCAGGUCAACUACCUGGCCAAUUUCCACCUUCUGAGUAUCCUCAGCCCGGCGCUGAGGGCGCAGCCGCCGGACCGCGACCAACAGCAACAACAGCAACAACAACAACAACAACAACAACAACAACAACAACAACAACAACAACAACAACAACAACAACAACAACAACAACAACAACAACAACAACAACAACAACAACAACAACAACAACAACAACAAG
This is a messenger RNA of Rasamsonia emersonii CBS 393.64, 715 nucleotides long. Its product is annotated as Oxidoreductase, short chain dehydrogenase/reductase family. The record is from RefSeq and is a predicted model, not a curated record. The annotation marks the transcript as partial. The transcript is spliced from 3 exons. Lineage: Eukaryota; Fungi; Ascomycota; Eurotiomycetes; Eurotiales; Trichocomaceae.